Molecule: messenger RNA, 1435 nt
Organism: Gordionus sp. m RMFG-2023
Lineage: Eukaryota; Metazoa; Nematomorpha; Gordioida; Chordodea; Parachordodidae
Product: brain-specific serine protease 4-like
Exons: 4
Coding region: 1-1305 (434 amino acids)
Biological process (GO): proteolysis
Molecular function (GO): serine-type endopeptidase activity
Source: RefSeq, a predicted model, not a curated record
AUGGGACUCACCCACUCCGUUAUAAAACCUGAAAGUCCUCGAGGGAAACACAGAGUUCUAGAACAAACAGCUGGUAAAGGAUCCAGGAACAAGAGAUCCAAUCGAUAUAGGCCGGCUCGGCAUGAUAGUCACAGCGAUAACAGACAUUAUCAGAGGAGAAAGAUGGACGAAAUGGAUAUUUAUCUCCCGGCGGGUAAAUACGUAGAACUAAAUAAUCCGCAUCACGAGUACAUGAAUUAUGAUCCCACACCGACAACCUACUUUAGAAAACCGUUGCCAACCUUUGAUUAUUACAUCACAUCUAAUCUUCGUCAUCACCCGCCAAAAACCUCUGCGCAUACUAAGAAGGUUGAUACUCAUCACGGCUCCACUCAUAUCACCAAACCUAGACAUACGACUCACGUCACCAAAUCCAGACAUGCCACGCCUACUCGUUCGCAUACUACAAAACGAGCGGAAACCACGAAAUCCUCAACUACACAUAAAGCUUUGGCCAAUAAGAAAAUUUCUUUGAAAAAGGUGAGAUGCGGUAAAAUUUACCUGGCCGGUGACACCGAUAGUGAAGAUAACGAGAACUAUGAAAAUAAUACGGGGAGAAUUGUGGGCGGAGAGGAAGCGAGAGCCGGCGAAUGGCCUUGGUUGGUCAGUCUUAGGUAUACUGGGCUUCACGCAUGCGCAGGAACAAUCAUAAGUCCGAUUCAUAUCUUAUCGGCUACCCAUUGUUUUCCAGGUUUCGUCGACGUGAAAAAUUUUACUAUCGUAGCAGGAACUCACGUAAAAAAUAGCCGAAAUCUGCCCCUCGAACAAGUGAGAUCCAUUAAAACACUGGUAAAGCAUCCCCAUUUCGAUAGAGAAAGCAAGUACGAUAACGAUAUAUCGCUCCUGAUAAUUGACAAACCUUUGGUAUUCGGGGAAUACGUUCAGCCGGCCUGCGUGCCGAGAUCAGGAGAAAUCGUUCCUCCUUCUACAGAAGAUUGUUGCAUAGCUGGGUUCGGAGACACGAAAGACACGUCCCAAGAAAUCUUUUUGAACGAAGUGUGCAUUCCGAUGAUGUCACCCAAACUUUGUAAUUCGACAGACUACUACAAUGGCCGAUUGACAAGAACCAUGACCUGCGCCGGCUACGAACAAGGAGGAAAGGAUGCCUGUAAAGGAGAUUCAGGAGGACCUCUGAUAUGCGAUGUCAACGGUUACUCUAAGCUAUUCGGGAUCGUAUCGUGGGGCGAAGGCUGUGCCAGGGAUAAAAGACCCGGCUUAUACACUAACGUAUCCCUAUUCUAUGAUUGGAUUGUGCAAAACUUAUAAAAAAAAGAAGAAAAAGAUGUCAUAAAUAUUUAUAAAUCAUUUUUUAAAUUAUAAUAUAAUAAUUAUUAAUUUAAAUAUAUUAUUUAAAUGAUUUAUUAUAAAUAAGUUAUUAAAUAAAAUCUAUUCUGUA